Leptopilina boulardi is the source of this 2471-nucleotide messenger RNA. RefSeq lists its product as uncharacterized. The transcript has 6 exons. The coding region runs from base 180 to 2192 and encodes 670 amino acids. NCBI's taxonomy places the organism in Eukaryota, Metazoa, Arthropoda, Insecta, Hymenoptera, Figitidae. The record is from RefSeq and is a predicted model, not a curated record.
UAAUUGCGUGCAGAACAGUCAGUGCUUCCUUACCGGUCAAUCUUCAUAGGCUAUAGAUUCAAGUAACGCGUUUUUGCCCGCCUUCCGGUUUUUUGUCACAGUGUGCGAUACAAAAAAAAAAAAAAAAAUAAUCCGCGGAUAACGAAUUCAAAAUCAUUUAUCAUUAUUAUCACGGAAACAUGAAGGUAAUUAGAUGGAUUGGCUGUAUAGUAGCAUUGUGCAUUUGCCUUUCAGAAGCGAGAUAUAAAAUUCGAAGACCACUACCGGCACCACCACCACAAAUUUAUAAAAAAUCAUGGCCAAUUGGCUCAAGAAUUUCCAUGGGAAAUACCAUUCAUAUAAAUUCAAAUUUCCCACCAAAAAGAUCACCACCACCACCACCUCCUUAUAAAACAAAUAAUUAUAGAAUCAGAAGGCCUCCUGUUUUUAAUGUUGUACCAAACGGAUGGAAGUCUCAUCAGAUUCCAGUUAUUUUAAAUAAUCAUGCAGUUUUACCACAACGACAAUCAAUGAAAGAAUUUCAUUCAUUGAAUAAAGCACCUGAAUACAGUCCCGAAUAUAGGCCAGAAAAUGUUAUAAUUCCAUCCGCCCAUCGUGGAGCUAUUGAUGAUGAUAAAGGACCAAUUCACACAAUUCCCGCGCCGAAUUUAAGUCUCGCGGAUAAACCCUACAAUUUAAUUAAAGCAAAGGCUGCUGAAAAAAUUCACGAUGACAAUCAACAACGACAUCACUAUGAAACCAAAUACAAUAUCAAUUUUCCAGGUACAAGUGUAACUCCUCAAAGACAAGUGACAAGUGCAACACCAACACAACAUCAAUAUGAAGUAACAGAAGCAAAUGAUAUCAAUAUAAAAGACUAUCAUACAAUAUCACCAAAUUAUUUUACACCUGAAUUUGAAUCAACAAGAAUUUCCUCUGCUCACAAUCCUGAAGUUCAAGCAAAUGAAAUUUAUUUAAGUCAUACACCAAUUUCAAAUAGUGUCAAUCAAAUUGGAACAAAUAAUAAUAAUAAUAAUCCCUUUGGACAAGGAAAUAUUCCAAUGCAAACAAAUUUACAUAGUUCACUUGCAGUUGGUUUCCCAGGUACGGCAAGUCAAGCAACAUCAAUUGGUGGUGGCCAUCAACAAUUGCCUGAUCUUCAUGUUGGUCAUCCAGCACCAAUUGGUCCACCAUUGUCAGCGCCACAAUUAUACGAUUUAUUAAAUUCCCUUCCACAACAAUUAUCCGAACAAUAUACAAAUGGCCAACAACCACAAUUACAACAACAUUUACUACAACAACAAUUGGGACAAUAUUUUCAAACUGAUGUCAAUGGAGUGACACGUUUCUCACAACCACAAAUGCAUUCAUUUAAUUAUGAUGAGCAGGCAAAUAAAAAUCAACAACAAAUUCUUAUUGGACAAAAUUAUGGUUCUGGUAAAGUGACAGCUGAUUAUAAUUUAGAACCAGAAUCAUCUGAUGAUACAAUUAAAAAUAUUGUCCGUCCCAAUGAGGAAUUAAAUUAUCCACCCGAAGUAUCUGAACAACAGGAAAAUAAUAUUGAAUUUGAACAAACAUUAAAUCAAAAGGGCCAAACGACACAUUUUCAAAAAGUAAAAAAUCCCGGUAGUAUAUCGAGUCAAUUUUACACAACACUUCCUAAUAGAGAGGCAGCUGAAAAACUGGCCGCUCUCGCUGCAGCCGGUAAUGUCAAUAGUCAUCUUAUAGAUCAAUUAAAAAAGCAACAAGAAAUUCAACAAGACGAACCAUUGCCAGAGAAUCAUAAAGAUGAAGAUUUUCCAAAACCUGAACAACAACAAGAAACAGAAGAGGAAUUACAACAAAAACAACGUUUAGGUGAAAAACGAAAGCAAAUAUAUCAACAACAAAGAUUUAGAGAACAGCAAAUAAAAAAAGAACAGGAAAACGAACAAUAUGAACAGAGAUAUAGACAACAGCAACGUUAUAAAAAACAACGACAAAAUAAUCAAGAAGAAAAUGAAAAUAAUAAACAAUUGAGAAUAUUUGUUCCCGAUGUGGAUAAUAAGGAAAUUAAAAAUCAAUCAGCUACCGAAAAAGAAACAUUCGAAGAAUACGAAUAUGAAAAUGAUGAACCCGAAAGUACGGAUACAAAUCAAAAUAAUGAUGAUGUCUCAUAUGGUCAAAGUGGUAAAUCCGAAUUUGGUUCGCGAUUAAAAAAAACAGGCAAAUAAUUUCCUAGAUUCAUAUUUUUUUUUUUUUUGUAAAUACAGUUCAUAAGCAUUUAUUAAAUAAGAGAAAAACUUUUUUUUUAUCAAACUAUAAAAACAAAAUUCUAAUAAUACAAUAAAUUAAAUAUUGAAUUAUUAUUAUAAUUAUGUUCAUAUUACCGAAAGACUGUAAAAAUGAAGAAAAAAAAAUUCCUCUAUAUUUAUUUAAACAUAUUUGCUUUAGAUAUAAUAUUAUUUAUUUUCAAUAUUGUUAAUAAAGUAUUUUUUCUAUGAAGAAAAAAA